CCCGUGUAAUCUUCAAGACCCCGAGAGCAAUCAUGUCCAUUGCGGAAUGGGACAACGAAUACGCUCGCUUGGCUCGGUCGGCAAGCCAAAUGCGGACCAAAGGCAUCGCAAUCUCUGCCAGCGAUGCCCGAACGUUGCAAUCCGGUUUGCAACGAUUGGAAGUGAGUUUGGAUAAUCUACCGUUAGCCGCGGGUGAAAUUCAGCGACGCAAGCGCUUGGUUCAGCAUCUACAACAGACGAGCCUUCCUAAUGGAAAAAAUUCAGGAAGUGGAGGUCAGCAGCAGUCACAAAUGUCGAUGGCUAUGCAGCAGCAAGAUGCUAUGAUCGAUGAGCUUGCGGUAGGUGUUGGUCGCCUCAAAAAUCAAACGGUUAACAUUCACGACGAAGCCAGACUUCACGUCAACUUGCUGAAUGGUAUGGAAACAAACUUAGACGAGGCUCAUGCUGGCUUGGAAGACGAGACUCGAAGAGCUGCUCGACUGCGUGAGGACCAAAGUGUGUGGCGCCUCCAGCUCAUAGUAGCGGGUCUGUCGGUGUUGCUUGUCUUAUUGAUUGUGAUGGGACUUUCCCCUUAG
Molecule: messenger RNA, 575 nt
Organism: Phaeodactylum tricornutum CCAP 1055/1
Lineage: Eukaryota; Bacillariophyta; Bacillariophyceae; Surirellales; Neidiaceae
Exons: 1
Coding region: 33-575 (180 amino acids)
Source: RefSeq, a predicted model, not a curated record